AUGACGGUCGAGCUCUGCGCGGCAUUCUGCCAUAGCGCUUUAGCCAACGGCACCGCGCUCAUGGGCGUCCAGUACGGCCGCGAGUGCUACUGCGGCAACGUCCUGAACACGGGCAGCACCCCGGCUCCGGCGGACGAUUGCGACUUCCCCUGCGGCGGCAACGGUGAUGAGUACUGCGGGGCGGGCAGUCGGCUUAACUUGUAUAGGUUUAUACCGGCUUCGUCAUCUUCGUCGUCUUCGACGGCCCUCUCAAGUUCAACCUCUAGUUCUAGUCCCACGAAAUCGUCCGUGUCCUCGUCGGCUUCUACUUCGAAUUCCUCCUCCAAAACCACAUCCACAGUCAAAACCUCCAGCAGCUCAACAUCGACGUCCGGCCCCCCACGCCCCACAGUCAGCGGUUACACCUACGACGGCAUGACGACCGAGUCCUGCGCCGGGAACUGCAGCGCCUACGCCUACUUCGGCACUGAGUACGGGCGGGAGUGCUACUGCGGCGCCUCCCUCAUGCCUUCAACCACGCCCGCCACAACCGACAACCAGUGCGCCAUCCCGUGCUCGGGCAACAGCAGCCAAGUCUGCGGCGACCGCUCCAAAAUAUCGGUCUGGUAUUCGGCCGACGCGUCGAAGGCGCACGGCGCACCGCGCGUCGUGGGGGGGAAUGCUAAUUACACGUAUCACGGGUGCGUGGCGGAGCCGUCCGGCGCGCGGGCGCUGGCGGGUGGGAUGAUUGCGGGGAAUGGGAUGACGGUGCAACAGUGUCUGGCGUGGGCGGCGGGCAAUGGGUUCAGGUAUGCUGGGCUGGAGUAUGCGCGCGAGUGCUAUGGCGGGAAUGCGAUUGCGGCGGCGGCUAGGAAUCAGACGGAUGCGAGUUGCUCCAUGACUUGCGCUGGGGAUGUUACGGCUUAUUGUGGUGGGAGUGGGCUUUUGACUACUUAUGUGAUGAAUGUGACGGCGGUGUCGCGGGGGAUGAGGUGA
This is a messenger RNA of Anthostomella pinea, 975 nucleotides long. The record is from the annotation of a GenBank genome assembly. NCBI's taxonomy places the organism in Eukaryota, Fungi, Ascomycota, Sordariomycetes, Xylariales, Xylariaceae.